CCUCUUGGCAGCCACCCAUCUUGUCAGCAGUGUCUCUUCCAAGCAGGAGUCCUCUUCAGAAACUCCUUGGGACCCCAGAAAGAGAAAAGACAUAGCAUUCCAAAAAAAGAGAGAGGGAUUUUCCGUCUGACACUGAGAUCAGUGUCCUCCCACCACCCCACCCUUGCCUGGACUGCUGUGUGCUGGAAGGCUGCCUCUUCCCACAGCACUUUGAAGAACAAAGUGACGACUUCUGAGCCCGGUGAUUCCCACACAAGAACUUGUUUUUUGAUCUAAAUCCAGUAGCAAAGGGAAUUCUGUGCUUUUGCACCUAGAUCUGCAGGACUAUCUCAGAAGAGCUGUUGGCUUCUGCGGUAGGAAUUCCUCCCCUUGGAUCUUCUGAACUUGACUUCCUCCAAGACCCAGUGACCCACCCAGUCUGCACUGAUUUGGAAGAUCCGUGGACACUACCCAGGGGGGCUGUUGAUUACUCUAAAGGAUUAGAGACUCAUCAUAAACUCCUUGGCAAUUCUUCCACUACUUUCAAGAGAUCUUGGAUCGGAUUUCCAGGCCUUGCCAACUUUCUCUUAAUCCGGAUCCACUUCUCUAAAAGGUCCGUUGGCGCUCUAAGAGCACUUUAAAUCUCCACCUAAGAGUUUAUUCCUUCUUUGCCUCGGAUUUCUUGAGUUGGAUCUUAUUUCCCAAGGACUCGUGGUGGGCCCCUUGCCGUACACCCAGGGCUGCCAACAUGUUCAGCUGGAUGAAGAAGAAUGAAAAGAAGAAUCCCGAGGUGAUCCACACAGUUACCGAGGGCCUGAAGGACCUUUACAAGAAAAAGCUCCUGCCCGUGGAGGAAUUCUACCGCUUCCACGAUUUCCAUUCACCCGCCCUGGAAGAUGCCGACUUUGACAAUAAGCCGAUGGUGUUGGUGGUUGGACAAUAUUCCACCGGCAAGACCACCUUCAUCAAAUACCUGCUGGAGCAGGAUAUCCCCGGGAGCCGGAUCGGACCUGAACCUACAACUGACUCUUUCAUUGCUGUCAUGCACGGCGAGACAGAAGGGAUCAUGCCCGGCAAUGCUCUCAUCGUGGAUCCCAAAAAGCCUUUCCGAAAACUCAAUCCCUUUGGAAACACUUUUCUCAACAGGUUCAUGUGUGCCCACCUGCCCAACCAGGUGCUGGAGAGCAUCAGCCUUAUUGACACCCCAGGGAUCCUGUCGGGUGCUAAACAGCGCGUGAGCCGAGGCUACGACUUCCCGGCCGUGCUGCAGUGGUUUGCUGAGCGCGUGGAUCUCAUCAUUCUCCUCUUUGACGCCCACAAGCUGGAGAUCUCCGAUGAGUUCUCAGAGGCCAUUCGGGCCCUCAAGGGCAACGAGGACAAGAUCCGGGUGGUCCUGAACAAGGCUGACAUGGUGGAGACGCAGCAGCUGAUGCGGGUCUACGGUGCACUCAUGUGGUCGCUCGGCAAAGUGUUCAAUACACCCGAGGUGCUGCGUGUCUACAUCGGGUCCUUCUGGUCGGAGCCACUGCUCAUCUCCGACAACCGACGGCUCUUUGAGCUCGAGGAGCAGGACUUGUUCACGGACAUCCAGAACCUGCCCCGGAAUUCUGCCCUGAGGAAGCUCAACGAUCUGGUCAAGAGAGCCCGUUUGGUCAGGGUGCACGCUCACAUUAUCAGCCACCUGAAGAAGGACAUGCCCUCUGUCUUCGGCAAGGAAAAUAAAAAGAAGCAACUUAUCAACAAACUGCCUGUCAUUUUUGCCACGAUCCAGCUCGAGCAUCACAUCUCACCCGGCGAUUUCCCCGACUGCCAAAAGAUGCAGGAGCUGCUGAUGGUUCACGACUUCAACAAGUUCCACGGACUGAAGCCACGCAUGAUGGAUGCUUUGGACGAGAUGCUGACCGCCGACAUUGCCAAGCUGAUGCCCCUUUUACGCCAGGAGGAGUUGGAAGUCCCCGAGCACGUGGUUCAGGGGGGCGCCUUCGACGGCACCCGCAAUGGCCCCUUUGUGGAAGGCGCGACCGAGGGGGCCUACGAAGGGAUGGAUGACGAAGAGUGGGUGGUGACCAAGGACAAACCCAAAUACGACGAGAUCUUCUACAAUCUCUCCCCGAUGGAUGGGAAACUGAGCGGGACGAAGGCCAAGAACUGGAUGGUCACCACGAAGCUGCCCAACUCCGUGCUGGGUAAGAUCUGGAAGCUCAGCGACGUGGACCGCGAUGGCAUGCUGGACGAUGAGGAGUUUGCUCUCGCCAGCCACCUCAUCGAGGUCAAAUUGGAGGGCCACGGCCUGCCCUCCGAUCUGCCCCGCCAUCUUGUGCCACCCUCCAAACGCCGACAGAAGGGGUCGGCCGAAUAAGAUGGCCUUCCAAUCUUGCCCCGCUCUGUACCAGGCUUGAACUUCUCCAGUAGGCCAUGGUCGCGCUCCAACUUUCCAUUAUCCAGCCACGUCUCGCUUACGGCAGCAUUUCCCCAGGCUUGGAACUCCUGGAGAAAGCCUCAUUCUCCCGUAAACAGCAUCAGGAGAUCCUCAUUCACUCUGAAACAAAACUUCGGCUAUACUUUCUGCUUCCUCCUCUAUUCCUGCCAGGCUCAAAAAAAAGAAAAGAAAAAAGCUUGCCGUUCCUCUUCUUGCAAGCUUCGCUCCUCCAGGCCUGGUUUGAACUUCUUUGGUCGGCUUCCUAGCGAAAGCUCUCCGUGUCGCUCUUGAGGACCGCUUGAGCUGUGCCAGCGAUUAUAUGAAUUUUCACCUGUAUCAGACUUCUCCUGGCGGUCUGCUCGUUCAGAAGGAGCCAGGCUAAAACUGCUGCGCUUGGCUUCGCUUCGCCAUUUAUAUCAUUCAGGAACUAUUUGUGUAAGACGGUUUCACAGUCAUAGUUUCACUCGUAUCAGAGUAUGAAAGACCCGUCUCCAAACUGCGUUUGACCAGGACCAUCUUUGAUAGGCCUCAGACCUUCUGCUGGCUGAGACCAAAGACCGCAGCCCACUUUGCUGUUCUGUUAGAAUGCAUCUUUUCAGUGUUACCCUCCACUAUGAGAUUAAUCGCACCUUGGCCCCCUUUAGGUCUUGGGUUCAGGGUCCGCCGUUCAUUUCCACUCGAUGCCUUAGCCUCACAAUACAGCUUCGUUGAACACCGGAGUAUUGGACCAAAUUAAAGGAACCGGUGAGUUGAGUUUUGCAGGAGGCGGCGUUUGCGCUCGUUUACUUUGCCAUCCUUACGAGUAAGAUCGGGUGAAAUCCCAUCUUUUAAGUAAUGUUGCUUACGUCAGGGGCCUGGCUGCAAACAUACCUGUUUUUAGGUAUGAAAAUAGUAGUGGCCAGUAGGAGCGGGGAAGGGCUCUUUUCCUCUGGGGAACCAAGCAGCAGGACGUAGAAGAUGCUCUGGGCAGCCUUCCCAGGGCUGGCGACAUCCCAGCUUACCGCUCUGAAGGGCUGUCGUUCACAGAGAGGCAAAAAAAGUCUUCCCUUUGCCUGGAGGGGGAAUGCAUAGUCCCUGCCUCAAAACAACAGGUGUUUCCCCUGCUCUCUUUCUGGAAAGGAGCAGUUGUAGAAUCUCCUUGAGCAAGGGGAGCGUGCAGAAAAUAACGCAGCUGUACUUCUCACGUAUGUGGGAUUCCAGCAAAGACCAAACAAUGGCAUUAGGCAACCCAGCCUUAGCAAGCAGAGUUUAGGGCGGGGUCCUUGGCCGGUCAAUUAUUUCAUUUAUUAUUGGAGAAGGGAAGGGCCAUUUUAAUUUACUUCCAACGGCAUCCAAAUAUCUUGGGCCAUGCUUGGGAUCAAGCAGGGCUGUUUCCCCAGGGAAGCACCGGCAAACUUCUUCGCGCAAGUGCUGCUUUGCUGCCUGUGGCCGUUGCGUCAGGGACCGAAUAAAGUCCUGGUGGCCACAUCCAAAGCGCUCCGCCGGGCCCUCGUGCUGGCUCGAUGGCGCAGCCUCCUUUCCUUCCUACAAACUGCUGAAGGCCACACCCCAAAGCCCCCUGGGACUCAGCCAGAACCGGACACGAUGCUCUUUUUCCUGGUAAGAGUCUAGGGAGAGGCUGCUGCUCUCGAAGCCCAGGAGGAUCCAUUCAGAUACAAGGGUGAGACUAUUGCAGCGGUUGGGCAAGUCGACUGGGGCGUGGGUGUCUGAUAAAACAGCCUGUGCCGUGAAGCAAGAGAGCAGGCAUGGCAUGACGAGAGCUGAAUGGAAGGGGAAUUGGGGCUCCGUAAAUGAAGGAGCUUGAAGCUGCAGGUCACUACCAGAACUUCUAGGCAAUAAUAAUAACAACUUUCAAUUUAUAUACCGCCCUUCAGGAUAACUUAACACCCACUCAGAGCGGUUUACAAAGUAUGCUAUUAUUAUCCCCACAACAACAGUCACUCUGUGAGGUGGGUGGGGCUGAGAGAGCUCUGAAAGAGCUGUGACCGAGCCAAGGUCACUCAGUUGGCUUCAAGUGGAGGAGUGGGGAAUCAAACCUGGUUCUCCAGAUUAGAGUCCUGCCGCUCUUAACCUCUACACCAAACUGGCUCUCAAGAGACGAGCUUCCCAAGAUGGCAAACUUUUAUAGGGAGUCCUAGCCAAUUGGGAAGCCAGACUGGAAGCCUAUUAGGGGCUUGAACAAUGGUGCAAAGGGGAGAUGCCCCGUUGCUUCCUAGAGCGGGCUGUUUUGCAAUUGUUUCUGACCAGGAACAAGCGUUAAAUCAGUGGUCAUUGGGGGACUGAUUGCCUGGGCUCUUCCGGAGCUCUGUACAGGUUUCCUCUAUCAGAUGUCACUAAAAGUGAGCAAGCUCUUGCGAAAGGCAGCUUGCCUCCCGCUGAUGUAAAAGGCAAGGCCACAGGGUAGGGUGGAUUUAGGCACGUUCUCACUUCCAGCAGGGUAAAACUGAAGCCCUGACGACCAGCCCUAGAUGCAGGUGUACCCCCUCUUCCAAAUACCACGUUUUGCACAGGAUAUCAAGGAUGGUCCUUAUUCUGAUGCUCCUUUGUUAUUCAAAUGUUUCACCUCGGCUGGUUUCCUUGCAAAACACGCACACGCAUUUUAGCAAUGCUUCUACCCAAGCCCUGGCCUGGAUCCUUUCUGUAGCAGGUGGGAGACCUGCUCUUUGGUGCUAGACCCAAGCCAAGAGUUGUGUUGGGGGAAACGUUUUCCUCCCUUUUCCACCCCAACACCCCUGCAUGCCCUUUUCCUUACUGAGAUGACUGGUGUAAUGUGUUGUCCCCAUGUGGCGCUCUUUAUUAUCCAGGGGUAAUAUGGGGUAGAGAUGGGACUAUCUAUAUGACUAGCAUGCUGGUUUUAGGUUCAACUCAUGUGGCUUCCUUCAAAGAGUCCCAGGAGUUCUCAUCUGGUGACAGCACUGAGAAUUCUCCCCCUGCCCAGAGCUACAGUUCCCUGGGAAGAAGGAAUAACUGUUAUCCCAUCUGAAUUCUGUAGUGUAAAUAUGCCUUCCAUGCCUAUGUAGUGGAAAACUGGAGAGCUAACUAAAGAAACAGAGGACACGAUGUUCUUCCUCCCUUCUCAGGUGCUGCAAAACAGCUUGGCAGCCACAUCUCUAUGAUUCUUUGGAUUACUAUGAACCCUUCCUAGGCAGCUCUGUGUGUAUUCCAGGAAGAAGGGGAAAAAGUUAGGAAGCCCAGAUUCUGACACUGGAAUAUAUCAAGCAGCAAACGCAACGGCCUAAAUCUUGGAUGUCCAACUUUUCACCUUUAGGGUUUCUGUGUUUUAAUAGAUCCAGAGGAGUUAGCCGUGUUAGUCUGUAGUAGCAAAAUAGUAAAGAGUCCAGUGGCACCUUUUAAGACUAGCCAAUUUUAUUGUACAUAAGCUUUCGAGAGCCACAGCUCUUAUCGGCAGAUGCAUCAUCAGCUUUUGAGAACCACAGCUCUCUUUGUCAGAUGCAUCGCCAGCUUUUGAGAACCACAGCUUGUCAGAUGCAUCUGACGAUGCAUCUGAUGAAGAGAGUUGUGGUUCUCGAAAGCUGAUGAUGCAUCUGAGCAAGAGAGCUGUGGUUCUCAACAGCUUAUGCUACAAUAAAGUUGGUUAGUUUUAAAGGUGCUAUUGGACUCUGCUAUUGUGUUUUAAUAGGUCUGCAGAUAUAAUAAGGGAAUGCUGGGAGCUAGUCCCUUCCUAGAUUUCCCUUUUCUGCUUUAUAGUGAAUGGCUCGUAAGCCCUAAUAUUGCAAUUCUAGUCAUCCAAGGCUUCAGUACUAGCUCUGGCCUGUUUGUGAGCAUCUUUGACUCAUUGGCUGAACUGCUGUGAUAUCACAACGUGCACGAGCAUUUUAGAGGAAGGGAGUGACACCCCACCCCCGCCACAACUCCUUAUGCCAAUUCUUUGACUGGUCAUCUCUAGUUAAGUGAAUGUGUACAUGUUUGCUUAGACUUGCAUAAUUCCACUACUGUCGUUGAAAUUUUUCACAUAUUUUCUUAAAAUGAAGGAGAUGAUAAAAGUUGGAUGUUGGAAGUGAAAAGACAAGGAAAGUUUCCAACCAUUUCUCCAAAAUCAGGUGGUCUAGAAAUUUGCUUUUAAAAGUGAUGAGGUUCUCAGGAUCUCACCGGCAUAGCAAACUUACUAUUGUAUGGAACACACAAAACGUUGCCUUGACAGCUGUCUCUUUCAGUAGCUGGCCAGUUUUGCUGUCUAGCAUCUCCACAACUGAAGCAGCAGGGUUCAUCCAGUCUCUGUGGCCAGAUCAAGUAACUUCUUGUACAAACACUGAGCAUGGAGCAUAUGAGGAAAAACUAAACUUUGAUUCCAUCCUCAAUGCUUCAUGCAUAUUUAUUUAACUCUUUCACUGCAUUUCACAUCAGCUGGUUCUUUUCUCCAUGUUAUGAUUAGUGUUACAAAAACCACAAGUGUUAAGUCAUAUUUAACAUCAACACAUACCUGCCUAGCUUGCUUGGAGUUUGAUUGGGUGAGUAGAUGCUUUAGGAGAGAGACUUGGUUGAAGGUUUGUACCUGGGAAAAGUCCAAGGACUGCAUCAAAGACGGGUACAUGAAAUUGGCAUGUUCUUAUCGGAAGGCCCAUGUGAAAUUGGUGAGGCUGAUAUAUCCCUAGACUUUACUUAUUCCUAGGACGUAACUUGAAGUGUGAACCUCCACAGCCCAUGGUGUAACGGGGGUCCUAUCUUUUACUCAGAGCUGGCACCUAUUAUCAACAGCACCACAAGGUGAAAUUCUGAGCUUUGCACCUCAGUUUCACAGCCGGAUUGCAAACUCUCCAUACAAAAUAUGAAUAUGCUGCUUGCUUGUGUGUACUCUGUUUUGCCAGGUUCAUUCCACCUCUAAUGUGCACACCCAUGUUUUUGCGUCUCCAAGGACACCCUUAAGCAUUAUAAUGCAGGUCUGCCCAGCCGUCCUUUUCCAUCCUGGAGCUGUCUCAUCCGCUGAAGUGAUAAGGCUCGAGGUCGGAUCUCCCUCGAAGCUCUGAAAUGGGCAGUUGAAAAUUUCAUUCCAGUUGGAGAACUCUAAUGAACUUUGCUGACCAACUGAGUCUAAUGAAAUGGCUGCUGGGGUUGUUGGCACCCAGGGGUGCCCUCUGGGUUCCAGGAAGGUCUUGCUACUUCUCUGAUGUGCCUUGGGGAGUAUAACAACAUUGCUACUGCAAUAAAACACAUUGUAUUUACCAGCCUGA
Eublepharis macularius is the source of this 7587-nucleotide messenger RNA. It is a transcript of the gene EHD2, whose product is annotated as EH domain containing 2. Gene Ontology annotation, cellular component: plasma membrane; cytoplasm. Gene Ontology annotation, biological process: endosomal transport; endocytosis. Gene Ontology annotation, molecular function: calcium ion binding; protein binding; GTP binding. Bases 728 to 2338 code for a protein of 536 amino acids. The transcript is spliced from 5 exons. The record is from RefSeq and is a predicted model, not a curated record. Lineage: Eukaryota; Metazoa; Chordata; Lepidosauria; Squamata; Eublepharidae.